AUUCUCUUUCUUGCCUGACCUGAUAGUGUCCAAGUCCAGAUUGCGCCGCUUUCUACUGCUUCUCCCUUUCUCGGUUGGCUCCGUCUGGCUCUGGUUUAGAGUUGGUCUGAUCUGCUCAAAUACCUACCAGCGACUGGCCAUUGCAUCUGCGUUUGUACUUGCAUUUGCUUCUGUUCCAGUUACUCCCCUUCCCGUCGUCUUGUCUUUCUUGUCACUCUGCUUAAAAGCUAUACCCUUGCAGGCACCCACCUAAUACAGGGCCCUGCUCUCUCUUACAUACGUCCAGUUACAUAUUUGUUUUCCUUUUUCUAAAAUCCCUCCUUCGGGUGCCUGAUUUCCCUCUCCAAAUAUGUUUACUCAACCAGUGGUUUCCACGUCCACGGGCCCGCCACAGUCGUCGUCCACAUCCACCUCAAGACCGAGUCGCCUCCGAGGCUUGAGUUACUUGCGCAACUAUACACAAAAUCAUUUAUUGUCUCGCGACAACCACCAUAACAGCUCCAGCACUGGAUCAGCAGGCGGCACAGGCACAGCAAGCGCACGAAGCACGUCCCCUAAUCGACACGGCUCUAGCCUCACGCGAUCCCUCAGCCAUUCGCCUACUACAAGUGGACCAUCCACUGGAGCCCAGAACACCAACCACUUGACACUCGUCAGUUCGACACCCGAUCCCGUGAGGAAUUUGACAUCGGCGACCACCAUAACAUCGAUACCUGCACUGCCUCCUACUUCCGUUCCCGCUUCCGCUUCCGCUGCUGCUUCCGCUGCUACAAAUGCUACUGAAUCACCAAGGACUUCCUCACAGCAUUCUGCCGACAUCAACGACCCCGCUACCGCUGCAACAGAAUUAUCAAUGACUGCAGAUACUCAAGCCUCCGCAGCCGCUGGCACAGUCGACUCGAACCAGGACCAGCCUGCCAUGACGAGAUCGCGAUCAGCCACCACUGGCGAAGGGGGCUCGGCGACUCCCGAAACUGCCCCAUCAAUUCGCUUCUCAGCCUACUACGACCCGCGCUCUACACGCCCGUCCCUGACAUUCCCUCCUAUCUCCAGAACUCUGCCCACGGGGUCUGAGAAGAUUCGUGUUGGUCGUUACUCAGAACGCGAUAGUCAUUCUAUGUCGAAUAUGCCUGGUAAUCAGCCAUCAGCUGCACCCGUGGGUUUCAAGAGCAAGGUCGUCAGCCGUCGCCACUGCGAGUUCUGGUACGAGGAUGGAAAAUGGUAUAUCAAGGACGUUAAAAGCUCUUCUGGUACAUUCCUGAACCACAUUCGCCUAAGCCCACCGUCUCAGGAAAGCAAAGCUUUCCCCGUCAACGAUGGAGAUAUCGUUCAACUCGGAAUUGACUUUAAAGGUGGAGAAGAGAUGAUCUUCCGCUGUGUCAAGAUGCGACUAGAGUUAAACCGUGGUUGGCAGAACAAGCUUAACACUUUUAACAUGGCGGCGCACAAGAGGUUGCAGACGAUGGCUUCUAGUGGAGCAGCUGGUACUAACUCCCAAGAUUGCUCCAUUUGCUUGAGCUCUAUUGCUCCCUGCCAAUCUUUAUUUGUUGCACCCUGCUCUCACACCUGGCAUUUCAAGUGUGUAAGAUCACUGCUCAACUCCCCGCAAUACCCCAUUUUCAUCUGCCCCAACUGUCGAGCUGGUGCCGAUUUAGAAGCCGAUGUCGAUGAACUGGCCGAAGAAUGGCAGCAGCUUAAGAACGAAGCCGAGGCAGAAGCAUCAACUCCAGCUCAAGCCGACACUGAGCCAGAGACGGAUCCGGUGCCUGCUGCUGCUAAUUCCGGAACCUCUACACCGGAGCGAUCGCAUACAGCCGACAUCGACCACAUGGACGUUACUGUCAACAUCACACCAGAAACACCUCAGCGAAAUGAAGUUAACCAUGCUAUAUCCGAGCCUUUACCUAUUAGAAAUGCGGCCUCAGCUCCACGAAGAGUCGGCCAGCUGGGAGAUAGUCGAACACCGUCACCUCCAGGUGGCACUGAAGGACCAAUCACCCCACGAAAUAAUGUUGGACCUUGGGUUUUUGAUGGCAGUGCCGGCCGUACAGUGAGCGCUACAGAAGGCGAAAUGACAAGUAUAGAUGCCGCAGCACAGCCAGAUACAAGCGAAAACGACAUCGCGGUUCGAUGAUGACUUAAUUCGAAUGCCUGGUUCAAAUUAUUGCAUAUA
This is a messenger RNA of Fusarium oxysporum Fo47, 2173 nucleotides long. RefSeq lists its product as uncharacterized. The transcript has 3 exons. The record is from RefSeq and is a predicted model, not a curated record. Gene Ontology annotation, cellular component: ubiquitin ligase complex; mitotic spindle pole body; cytosol. Gene Ontology annotation, molecular function: protein binding; ubiquitin protein ligase activity. Bases 350 to 2134 code for a protein of 594 amino acids. NCBI's taxonomy places the organism in Eukaryota, Fungi, Ascomycota, Sordariomycetes, Hypocreales, Nectriaceae. Gene Ontology annotation, biological process: ubiquitin-dependent protein catabolic process; mitotic spindle assembly checkpoint signaling; negative regulation of septation initiation signaling.